AUCCCAGCUCUGCAACCCGACUCUGCACCCCGACUCUGCACCUGGACCAGCUGGACUCCCACAGCCCGCCAAGCCACCGGCAGAGAAGACAUGGUGCUGGCCCCUUGGUUGCUGCUUUUGGUGGCCUUGGACCUAAUGGGCGUCCCUGGGGUCCUGGCUCAGCCCAACAUGGCCCAGCAGGAGGCUUCGAUGGUGGCUGACCGCCCAGGGGUCCUGAAUGACCUCCUGCACCAGGCAGAGCGCCUCCUCCUCCAGGCAGACCCUCAGGAGCUGCAGGCAGAGAUGGAUGGCCAGUGGUCAGACCCCCAGGCAGAUCAGCCCCACUGGCUCACCAAGCGCCAGCACCCUGGCCGACGGGAGGAAAAGGAGGUGGAGGAGGUGGAGGAGGAGGAGGAGGAGACGGCGGCGGCAGGGGGUGCUGUGGGCCCCCACAAGCGGCAGCAUCCUGGUCGGCGGGAGCAGGGGGACCACACCCCACAGAAGCGGCAACACCCUGGCCGGCGGCUGGCAAACCCGGAGAGCCUGGGCUGGGGGGUGGCUGAGGAGGAGGGCAGGGAGGAGGGUGAGCAGGAGCCAGAGAAGCGGCAGCACCCCGGUCGGCGGGCCCUGGGUGCCCUGGAUGCUCCCUGUGGGUCCCGGUCAGCCUGCAUCCUGCUGCGGCUCCUGAGGGAAUGGCCCCCCCAGAAGCGCCAGCACCCAGGCCGGAGGGCUGCCUGGGCUGGACAGCCGCUGUGGGGGUGAGCUGGGUGCAGGGGGCUAGGACUGCCCCCCUAGGAUCCCCUCAUGCUCCCACCCUAGACCUGGGUUUCCCAGGGACCCCAUCCUCAGCCUCCGUCCCAGACCUGGGCCCCCUACACCCCCUCAGGCCCCCCUCAGGCGAACCAGCCUGCCAGGCCACACUCAGACCUUCCCCCUCUGCACCCAUGUCCCUUUCUCUCCACCCCUGCAGGCUGGUCCCCUUCCUCAGCCCUGAGACCACCCUAGGUGGACAGGGGGCGCUGUGCUGGGAGGUGGGGGAGCAGUGUGAACCCAACCCCUGUGUGUA
Messenger RNA from Erinaceus europaeus (western European hedgehog), 1045 nucleotides. It is a transcript of the gene TRH, whose product is annotated as thyrotropin releasing hormone. Gene Ontology annotation, molecular function: thyrotropin-releasing hormone activity. NCBI's taxonomy places the organism in Eukaryota, Metazoa, Chordata, Mammalia, Eulipotyphla, Erinaceidae. The coding region runs from base 91 to 741 and encodes 216 amino acids. The transcript is spliced from 3 exons. Gene Ontology annotation, biological process: hormone-mediated signaling pathway. The record is from RefSeq and is a predicted model, not a curated record. Gene Ontology annotation, cellular component: extracellular region.